Messenger RNA from Caenorhabditis briggsae, 501 nucleotides. The record is from RefSeq and is a predicted model, not a curated record. NCBI's taxonomy places the organism in Eukaryota, Metazoa, Nematoda, Chromadorea, Rhabditida, Rhabditidae. The transcript has 4 exons. Bases 1 to 501 code for a protein of 166 amino acids.
AUGGGAGACCCUAAACUGCCUGCUCUGAUUGCCCUAGUUGUGCUUGCUUUUGUGGCGAACGCUGUCGCAGUGUUCACACCUGCAUGGGUGUGCAUGAAUGACUAUCAAUAUGAUGGUAACUACGGUUGCACUGGAAUUGUUCCGUAUUAUGCAAAUCUGGAUCCUGCAUGGUUCGCUGCGGCUAGUUGGCUCAUGUUCAUUUCUUUCGCCACAUUUUUGCUUAUGUUUUUCUUUGUCUACAAUGCAAGAUCGAAAAUCCAUCAUCAUGGUUACGGAAGUCACACUCGGAAGUGGUUUCAUUUCAUCGCAUUGGCCGCUUUUUUGAUAGUUAUGUUUACGGUAGCUGCUGUGACGCUGAUCGGAGUUUAUGUGAGCACUAGCUUCUAUUCAGAUGAGUUUUACUUGGGCUACUCAGUAUGGAUCUCUAUCGGCGCUGGUGUUGUAUGCCUUGGAAUUAUGGGUCUCGCAUUUGCCCUAUCAAGAAAAGAUGGUUGCUGUUAA